Messenger RNA from Arabidopsis lyrata subsp. lyrata, 2280 nucleotides. RefSeq lists its product as uncharacterized. NCBI's taxonomy places the organism in Eukaryota, Viridiplantae, Streptophyta, Magnoliopsida, Brassicales, Brassicaceae. The transcript has 2 exons. The record is from RefSeq and is a predicted model, not a curated record. The coding region runs from base 910 to 1470 and encodes 186 amino acids.
UUCUUUUUUAACAAAACAAUUUGAUUGGUUAUAAAACAUUACAGUAUACAGUUGGUAAAUUAAUAACUGUAUACUGUAAAUUAACUGUAACAUGGGUUGAAUAUCUUCACAUUUUAUGGUUUUCGGAUUAGAUUUGGCCAAAUUCAAAGUUAAAUAUUAAUAUGAUGAUUUAACGAGAAAUUUGUGAUUUUAGUUGAGAGUUUAUCAAAAUUUGGGUUAAUGUGCCCAUUUUGCUUCUGCUCUCAAUCAAUUACUCCGAAAUUUUAGAUUAAGAGAAAAAGAACUACUACAUUAAAGAGCAAAACACGGAUUAAGUGAUGGAAGAUGUAUAAAUUUUAUACUAUUGACCAAUAUUUCACAUGACUCGUCUUCGGUUUCCUCAUUGUUGGAUUGGUUACUGCUCCGAGAUGGAGUUCUACUUCGUGAAAGCCUGUCAAAUCCAAUGCUUGAUGAUUAUUCAUGUGAUCAUAUUGGAUGAGGCUUAUGAAAAGAAAUUUAAACACGUAAGACCUUUUCUACAAUCAGAUUUGAUAUCUGUUUGCUCAUUGUUUUGUAUGGAAUUAAGAUACUAUUCAAACAUGCACAAAGGCUCUAGAAUAUAUAACUUAAAUUAUUCCUUUGUUAAAAUCCGCGGGUUCCAACUUUAAAGUUAUUAUUGUAAAGAAGAAGAGCAGAUUAAGGACUAAUGUGUAAUUAGUUAUAAGUUAAUCCCUAAGGUUGUACCUAUAUAUAUUGUAAAUCAUUCUACUAAUGAAAUUAAUUCAGCCUACUUUGAUAUGGUAUCAGAGCAGAAAGAUCUAAAGACCUAAAUUUUUUAUUGUUUCUCUCGUGGCCGCCUCCUCUUCAUCUCUUCUCUUCUCUUGUUCUCCGAAACAAUCUUCUUUCCUCUCGAUCUUCUCUUUACCGGCCAUGUCUGCUUCCUCCAAGAUUGUUGCCACUCCUAAUGCAACCUCGCUUCUCAACAUUAACAUGACCAACGUCACAAAGCUGACGACUACGAAUUUCUUGAUGUGGAAGCGUCAAGUGUUCGCUAUAUUCGAUGGCUAUGACUUAGCCGGAUAUCUUGACGGUUCUACUGUUGCUCCUGAUGCCGUCAUCACCACUGUCGGAAUUGCCUCUGCUAAUCCGGCCUACAAACAUUGGAAGAGGCAAGAUCAACUCAAUUAUGCGGCUCUCAUUGGUGCGAUCUCAGCCUCUGUCCAACCGCUUCUCUCUAAAGCAACCACCACGGCUGCGAUCUGGCGCACCCUCCACGACACAUACGCCAAUCCAAGCCGCAGCCACAUCAAGGUGUUACGCGGCCAACUCGAAAACUGGAGAAAAGGUACUAAAUCGAUUGAAGUGUAUUUCCAAGGGCUUACCAUAAGCUUUGAUGAAUUAGCUUUGCUUGAGAGUCUGAUUCCUCAUGAGGAUCAAAUCGACUACAUCCUUGGAGGUCUUCCUGAGGAUUACAAGCAAGUUUGUGAUUAGAUAGAAGGUCGUGAGAGACCACUGUUGCUGACAGAGAUUCACGAAAAGUUGAUCAACCAGGAGCUUAAGAUUCAAACUCAACUCAUGGCCUCAUCCUCUGUUCCAAUCACCGCGAAUGCUGCUUCAUACAAGAACAACAAUGCCAACAAUGGUAAUCGCAAUCAAAACCGUUCACGUGAAAAUCAACCGUGGCAGCAACAAAACAACUUCUCACCACGUGAUGAUUCUCGUGGAUCACAAGGCAGGGAAUAUCAAGGUAAAUGCCAAAUUUGUGGUGUUUACGGUUACAGUGCACGACGAUGCUCGCAGCUCCAAGCAUCGGGUAGUGGGUAUCCAUCCUCCGGUGGUGGCUAUCCCUCGUCACCGCACCAUGGCAGCCACGCGCAAACGUAGCUACUGCGCAAACAUACAACAACCCAUGGGUCUUUGAUACCGACGCCACUCAUCACUUGACGUCGAAUCUUGCGAAUUUAUCUCUCCACCAGCCCUACAAUGGAGGAGAAGAGGUCACCAUUGCAGAUGGCUCUGGCCUCCCGAUUACACAUACCGGUUCUGCGCAUCUCUUACUCCUUUUGGGCCGCACAGCUCCGUUGCUUGGGCCUCACGUUUUGGUGUUUUCAAAGUAUCGAGUCGGUUUGUGUUUUGUUAUCUUAUCAAGAUUUAGCUAACUCCAAAUCUUUGUUAAGAUUAGUUUUCAGAGUUUUAUUAGGAUUUGACGUUAUCGUUUAAGUUGUAUAAAUAACGUCUUAGGUGAGUCUUUGUUCUGGAGUUUUUACAUUGAGAUUAAUAAGAAUAUCGUUUGGUUUUAAA